AUUUGUGACGUUGUUUAACUUCGCUGCAUUUCUUCGGGGCACACUACAAAGUGAAAAUGGCGACUCGCAGAGUUGUGGCUGAAGUUCCUGCAUGGAAGCGAGCUUUACAGCGCUGGGCCUACUACAAAUCAUACUUUCCUACCUUAGGCUUGAUGAGAGAUGACUGUCUGUAUGAAACCCCUGCUGUUCAAGAGGCAAUUCGCCGUCUGCCAGCUGAUGUGUAUGAUGCUCGCCAGUUUCGUAUCUCGCGGGCUUUGUACCUUUCUGGUCGAAAGGAAAUCUUACCAAAGGAUGAAUGGACCAAGAUGGAAGAGGAUGUUCGAUAUUUGACGCCUUACAUCAAAGAAGUGGAGAAAGAAAUCGAAGAGCGAGCAGAGUGGAACAAAAAAUAACUCUUAUUUUCCACAAUGAGUUGCUUAAAAUAUUAGAAGUCUGACAAGCAUGAAAACUUAAGGAAUGGAAAUUCUUUAGUUUAAAAGAAUUUUUUUUGUGAAAGUGUUAAAUUGUGUAAAUAAAUCCAUUCUAAAUCCUG
Messenger RNA from Pomacea canaliculata, 532 nucleotides. RefSeq names its product cytochrome b-c1 complex subunit 7-like. The transcript is spliced from 4 exons. Bases 57 to 392 code for a protein of 111 amino acids. Gene Ontology annotation, biological process: mitochondrial electron transport, ubiquinol to cytochrome c. The record is from RefSeq and is a predicted model, not a curated record. Lineage: Eukaryota; Metazoa; Mollusca; Gastropoda; Architaenioglossa; Ampullariidae.